AUGGCUGGGCUUGCGAUAGUGGUGGCCGCCGCCUUGGCGCUGUGCCUGCUGCUGGCGCCCCCCGGCCUCGCGUGGUACAAGCAGGCGGCGGGGCCGGCCUACUACUCCGUGGGUUGCGCCGCGGGGCUGUUGUCCGGCUUCCGCAGGUCGCCGUACGCGCGGCGCUCCGAGCCCCCCCGUGGGCACGGGACCCCCCGGGACGGGCUGGAGCCUUUCCCGGAGCUGCGCCCCAGCCUGCGGAGCCUUGCCUUGUGCGUCGAGGACGUUACCCGGAACCUGCAGAGCUGCGAGCGGCUCCCCGACGGCCGAGCCAUGUUCCAGUGCAAGGCCGACGUCUUCCUGUCACUCCGCGCCGCAGACUAUCUUAGCACGUGAACCCCGAUCCCGGAACGUGGACCUGGCCUGGCUCCCGCGGGCACACCCUGGGGCCUGCCCUUGCCCUGGCACCAGAUGGCACCCAGUACCGCCCACCCAUCCCCAUAGUAAAUGGCUUAAUGAAUAAAUGAGACUCGCAGCCUCUGGGGGGGCCGGUGGCCCAGCAGACGGAGUGGGCAAG
This is a messenger RNA of Lagenorhynchus albirostris (white-beaked dolphin), 556 nucleotides long. It is a transcript of the gene NPB, whose product is annotated as neuropeptide B. The record is from RefSeq and is a predicted model, not a curated record. The coding region runs from base 1 to 375 and encodes 124 amino acids. The transcript is spliced from 2 exons. Gene Ontology annotation, molecular function: G protein-coupled receptor binding. Lineage: Eukaryota; Metazoa; Chordata; Mammalia; Artiodactyla; Delphinidae. Gene Ontology annotation, biological process: G protein-coupled receptor signaling pathway; feeding behavior.